Molecule: messenger RNA, 891 nt
Organism: Pseudomyrmex gracilis
Lineage: Eukaryota; Metazoa; Arthropoda; Insecta; Hymenoptera; Formicidae
Exons: 1
Source: RefSeq, a predicted model, not a curated record
AUGUUAAUACCCAGAAACGCGGUACCACCUAGACUAUAUGGACUACCAAAAAUCCAUAAAAACAACAUACCCCUCAGACCCAUAGUAAGCGCUAUAAACUCACCUACAUACAAUCUAGCUCGCUUUCUGGUCAGCAAACUAGAACCUCUCACCGGUAAAAGUGACAUUACGAUAAAAACCUCAUCUGACUUUAUUUCUAAAAUCAAAAAUAGUAUACUUCAACUUAAUGACAUCUUAGUCAGUUUUGAUAUUGUGUCCCUGUUCACGCAGGUACCAAUCCAUGACACCAUUAACAUAAUUAAAUCUUCAGGUCAACUAUCAUCCGACCUUAUAUCAUUGGUAGAACAUUGCCUGACCACAACCUAUUUCACCUACAAUAACCAAUUCUAUAAACAAAUCACAGGUGCAGCUAUGGGAUCACCGAUAUCUCCAAUUAUAGCAAACAUAUUUAUGAAACACUUCGNAUCCCAGGCCAUCAAAAAAGCNCCACUAAAGCNNCAAACAUGGUACCGGUACGUAGAUGACACCUUUGUCAUUUGGCAACAUGGGGAGAGAGAACUCUAUAACUUUUUAGACUUUCUUAAUAAACAACACCCAAACAUUACCUUCACAUUAGAAACAGAACAACAUGGUAAACUUCCAUUUUUAGAUGUUCUGGUCACAAGAAAACCAGACGGCUCUUUAGGCCGUCAAAUCUAUAAAAAACCCACCCACACCAAUCGAUAUUUACACGCGGCAUCACAUCAUCACUCAGCCCAAAAACAAGCUGUGAUACACUCGUUGAUUUAUAGACCAUUUACUAUAUGCGACAAAGACAGCAUUCAAAACAAACUCAAAAAAGUAAAAGACACUCUACAACAAAAUGGUUACACACUGCAAGAAAUAAACAAA